Striga asiatica is the source of this 1380-nucleotide messenger RNA. Lineage: Eukaryota; Viridiplantae; Streptophyta; Magnoliopsida; Lamiales; Orobanchaceae. The record is from the annotation of a GenBank genome assembly.
CCGAAGCUUAUACUUUUACUCAUCGUCGCCGGAAACUUUUCUGGCCAAGUCAUGUCGGUCGUCCAGGAAUGCGGCGGCGCCGACGACGGCGCCGACGGCUGCACCGACAAGAAACGGGCUUUGCCGCUGAAAAUCAUCGCCAUAGUCUCGAUACUGGCGACGAGCAUGAUCGGAGUUUGCCUGCCGCUGGUGAGCCGAUGGGUUCCGGCCCUGAGCCCCGACCGGAGCCUCUUCGUGGUGGUGAAGGCCUUCGCCGCCGGCAUCAUCCUGGCCACCGGAUUCAUGCACGUGCUGCCGGACUCCUUUGACAUGCUCUCCUCCGGCUGCCUGAAUGAAAAUCCGUGGCACAAGUUCCCGUUCACCGGCUUCGUGGCCAUGCUCUCGGCCCUAAUCACGCUCAUGAUAGACUCCAUGGCCACCAGUCUCUACUCGAAGAAGCACCGCGUGGUGCUGCCGGAGGCCGCCGCCGCCGCCGCCGCCGGAGAUAUGGAGAUGGCGGCGGUGGAAGGCGGCGGCGCGAAUUUUCACCACGGCCAUGGUCAUGGGGUUAAGGAGGCGGAAGUCAACGCCGGGUCGCAGCUUCUUCGUUACAGAGUGAUUGCCAUGGUACUAGAGCUUGGUAUCAUAGUCCACUCGAUUGUGAUUGGCCUCUCACUUGGCGCCUCGAAUAACACGUGCUCGAUAAAGGGCCUUGUGGCGGCCCUUUGCUUCCACCAAAUGUUCGAGGGUAUGGGCCUCGGCGGCUGCAUUUUACAGGCCGAGUACAAGCCCAUCAAGAAGGCAGCCAUGGCCUUCUUUUUUGCGGUCACCACACCAUUCGGGAUUGGGCUGGGCAUGAUACUGUCCACCACCUACAAGGAGAACAGCCCGCGGGCCCUAAUCACGGUGGGCCUGCUCAACGCGUCAUCUGCUGGGCUUUUGAUUUACAUGGCCCUAGUGGACCUGCUGGCGGCGGACUUUAUGGGCCCGAAGCUGCAGGGGAGCGUGAGGCUGCAGGUCAAGUCGUUUGCGGCCGUGCUAUUGGGAGCCGGAGGAAUGUCACUAAUGGCCAAGUGGGCGUGAAAAUUGGCUGGAUUUUAUUGUGUGGUUUUUUUUUUAUAAGAAUUUGUGUUUUUGAUAUUGAAUCUUGGUCAGCCUCAUGUGGUUUUCUUCUUUCUGUCUGGUGGGUUUAUAUGUAUAUUGUAUUUGAUCUAAUAAAUUUUGGUGGUUUCAAAAGUAUGGUGUUGUACAAUUACUAAAAGGUGAAAUUUUUGCAAGAAAAAUUAGUACCGUCUUUUGUUCUGCAAUUUAAUUUAAUCAACACUUGCAAAGUUUCCAAAAAUUAAGUUUUAUUUGUGUUGAUUAUAUAGUUGUAUUAUGUAUUGUAGGGUUAGAUUAAGG